AGGCGUUUGAACACUCCGUAGUGCACUAGCUGCGCUCGUGAUGCGCGUUUGGCACCGGGCCGGAGAGGAACCCGCACGCAGCCGGUCAGCUUUCUCUUUAAAAAGUCUGUGACUUUCUCACAGCAGUACUGCGGCUCAGAGUUCGGGGGUGACCGUAAGAGCUAUUUUUAUAUGAAGGACCAAGAGAUUUUUCAGUCUGUAGGAACUUUUUAAAUGAAGCACUCCUCUAGAUUUCAGAGCCAAUCUUGAGUAGGGUAGGUGCGGAAUACAGGCGUGCUGUUGCGCUGUAAUCUGGGAUGAGUUCUGCGCGCCAGUAAAUCACGCCGGGUUUAUUCUGGGUGGAGUGUCAUCCCAUUUCAACCCGGAACAUGCUGCAAAAUGGAAAAACCAAACAAGAGCAGCCAGAGACGAAAUCAGAGACGGAGAAUGAGAGUAAGAGUGAAAGCGCAGCGACCAAACCGGAGAAGGAGCGCGAAUCCACACACUUCCCCAUGCCCAAUCCUAACCCUGCUGCUGGAUACCCGAAACUGGAGAUAAAGCGCAACGCCGUGACGGACGACUACAAGAUCUCCACUCAGGUCCUCGGUCUGGGGAUCAACGGCAAGGUGCUGGAGUGUUUUAACAAGAAAACCGGGGAGAAGUGCGCCCUGAAGAUUCUCUACGACAGCCCGAAAGCACGCCGCGAAGUGGAGUUGCACUGGCGCGUCUCCAACGGGCCGCACAUAGUGCGUAUCCUCAGCCUCUACGAAAACAUGCACCAUGGGAAAAAGUGCCUGCUCAUUAUCAUGGAAUGUAUGGAAGGAGGAGAGCUCUUCAGUAGGAUUCAGGCCAGAGGAGACCAGGCCUUUACUGAGAGAGAGGGCUCUGAGAUCAUGCGAGACAUCGGCACUGCCAUCGAGUACCUGCACAACAUGAACAUCGCACACAGAGACAUCAAGCCGGAGAACCUGCUCUACAACAACAAAGACUCCAACUGCGUCCUCAAACUCACAGACUUCGGCUUUGCGAAGGAAACCACGCUGCACAACCCCCUGCAGACGCCGUGCUACACUCCGUACUACGUCGCUCCUGAGGUUCUCGGUCCUGAGAAAUAUGACAAAUCGUGUGACAUGUGGUCUCUGGGUGUGAUCAUGUACAUCCUGUUGUGUGGCUUCCCACCGUUCUACUCCAACACGGGUCAGGCGAUUUCCCCCGGCAUGAAGCGGCGCAUCCGCAUGGGCCAGUACGAGUUUCCCAACCCCGAGUGGGCUGAAGUGUCAGAGGAAGCCAAACAGUUGAUUAACCAGCUGCUGAAGACUGACCCUAAUGAGAGGAUGACCAUCUCACAGUUCAUGAACCACCCCUGGAUCAAUCAGUCCAUGGUGGUUCCUCCAACGCCGCUGCACACCACACGCGUCCUCACUGAGGACAGAGAGCUGUGGGACGAAGUGAAGGAGGAGAUGACGAGUGCUCUUGCCACCAUGCGUGUGGACUACGACCAGGUGAAGAUUAAAGACCUGGACACAUCCAGCAACCCACUGCUCAACAAGAGAAGGAAGAAAGCUGCAGCAGCAGGAGGAAAGGCCGGAGCCACCGUCUGCAACAGCCAAUGAAGCACGAGGGAGAGACAGAAAAAAGAAGACAAAUGUACAGAUUUAGAGAUGAGUGAAGCAUGGAGAGGUGAAGGAGGAAGUGAAAGUGAGGACAGAAUGAGGACACUCCUUCACUGUAACCAGCACGUCUCACACACACACACACACACACACAUUAUCUGUGUGUGUUUGUAGAUGUUUAGAUUUGUAUUUUUACAGAUGUGUUGCUUAUAUUAUUUUUACAAUAUCUGUAGCUGACACACUUAGUUGCACAUGUGUGUUUUGUGUGUGUGUGUGUGUGUGUGUGUGUUCGGUGCAUUCAUAAGGCCUUGAGUUUAUUAAUACAGAAGCUUUCCCGAGACACUACACACCGACGGUACACUGCCAGUGUAAAGCAGUAAAGUUUAUCCUUCCUCCUCACUGCCUCCUCUUCCUCGUCGACUCAGACAAGAAGAAGAUCGACUCUAGGAGAACACACACUUCAACGGACACACUCUACUAAGAUUGAUUGUGUGUGUGUUUUGUACUUCACUGGUGGGCUGCAUCAUCAUCAUCCUCAUCAUCAUCCUCAUCAUCACAGCACAGGAUGCUCUGUUUGGAUUUGUCUUUCUCUUUUAGCUCCUUUUUUAAUCAGAAGAAAAUUUUAAUUUCAUUUUCCGUGUUUGUUAAUUUAAGACACUUACAGCAACAUUUUGUCCAAAAAAAAGAAGUUUUUUGUGAUGUUUGACGUUUCCCUUAGAGUCUUUUAUUAUGAAUUUGCUAAAUAAGAUUUGCCAGAGAGCAGCCACUGUAUUUAAGGCAACAUUGUUUUAAUAAAAAAAAAAUAAAUCACAACUGAA
Pangasianodon hypophthalmus (striped catfish) is the source of this 2410-nucleotide messenger RNA. RefSeq names its product MAPK activated protein kinase 3 (gene mapkapk3). Gene Ontology annotation, cellular component: cytoplasm; nucleus. Gene Ontology annotation, biological process: response to cytokine; toll-like receptor signaling pathway; protein autophosphorylation. The coding region runs from base 369 to 1592 and encodes 407 amino acids. NCBI's taxonomy places the organism in Eukaryota, Metazoa, Chordata, Actinopteri, Siluriformes, Pangasiidae. Gene Ontology annotation, molecular function: calcium/calmodulin-dependent protein kinase activity; calmodulin binding; mitogen-activated protein kinase binding. The record is from RefSeq and is a predicted model, not a curated record. The transcript has 10 exons.